Anopheles nili is the source of this 789-nucleotide messenger RNA. RefSeq lists its product as uncharacterized. Bases 85 to 789 code for a protein of 234 amino acids. Lineage: Eukaryota; Metazoa; Arthropoda; Insecta; Diptera; Culicidae. The record is from RefSeq and is a predicted model, not a curated record. The transcript is spliced from 2 exons.
ACGGGGCAGCAUCUCGGUCCGUUGCGCGGUGACUUGACAGCUUUUUCGUGUGGUACGUGUGUGCCUGAUCAGCCCCUAGAGAUCAUGUGUGGAUAUCAUCGUGCGGUGUUGCGGUUGCUCGUCCUGGUGCUGGCAGUGUCCCGGCUGGAUUCGCUGCCCAUUUCGAGCAUCCUCGACGAUGACAGCGACUACGACGACAGCCUUGAGCAGGACUACGAUUUGGUGUUUGAUCAGCGCCAAAAUGGAACGGCCAACGUGCACGUGUCGCUGGAUGGCGUGAUGUUAGCGGUCCAGAUGCCUAAACUACCUCCAUCGGCCCUGCUGACUGGUGCAUCCUUGCUGGAUAUGUUCGUAUCUUCCUUGGACACGAAUGGUGGGCAGGAGGACGAAAGUCAGGAGGACUCGUACGAUGGCGUUUCGGGACUAAAUUCAAGCGCUUCAAGUUCACAAGCUCCGGCGAAGCUGAGUACCACAAGUACUACAACCACGGAAGCCCCAGCUGUUGGUCCAUCACUCAGUGGCUUACCAGUGACGAACAACCUCUUCGGACAAGGACUGUCGUUCCUGUUCAACACGACCCAGGGUGGGUUUCCAUUCCGCGCCAACCAUCCCGAGAUCCCGUUCGUCCUGACGAAGAUCGAUUCGGGUGAACCUCAACAGCAGCAGCAGCAGCAGGCGGGAUCGCCGAAGCGUAAGCAUAAACGGAAGUACAAGAGCCGGCUGGCCAGCAUGUUGCGGCCACUGCUGAAGCGAACCGUGCCGGACCGACGCCACCAGCAGCUCUCGUAG